AGGCAAGCAGAUGUGUUUUUGGAUUUCAAUGAUCCCUUCAGUACUGAAGUUAAGCCAAGAAUCCUGCUCAUGGGAUUGAGAAGAAGUGGGAAGUCUUCCAUUCAGAAAGUUGUCUUUCACAAAAUGUCGCCGAAUGAGACUCUCUUCUUGGAGAGCACAAACAAGAUCUGCAGAGAGGAUGUUUCCAACAGCUCCUUUGUCAACUUUCAGAUAUGGGAUUUUCCUGGGCAGAUUGACUUCUUUGACCCUACGUUUGACUAUGAGAUGAUUUUCAGAGGCACUGGAGCACUGAUAUUUGUUAUUGAUUCUCAGGAUGAUUAUAUGGAAGCAUUAGCUCGGUUGCACCUUACUGUGACCAGAGCCUAUAAAGUGAAUCCAGAUAUCAACUUUGAAAUCUUUAUCCAUAAAGUGGAUGGUUUAUCUGAUGAUCACAAGAUUGAAACACAAAGAGAUAUUCACCAGCGGGCAAACGAUGACCUUGCAGAUGCUGGAUUGGAGAAGAUUCACCUCAGCUUUUAUCUGACAAGCAUAUAUGAUCAUUCUAUAUUUGAAGCAUUUAGCAAAGUGGUACAGAAACUGAUUCCACAGCUCCCAACACUGGAAAACCUGCUUAACAUCUUUAUUUCAAAUUCUGGGAUUGAAAAAGCAUUUUUAUUUGAUGUAGUCAGUAAGAUCUAUAUUGCAACAGACAGUACUCCAGUGGAUAUGCAAACUUAUGAGCUCUGCUGUGAUAUGAUAGAUGUUGUGAUUGACAUUUCUUGUAUAUAUGGGCUUAAAGAUGAUGGCACUGGAACUCCUUAUGACAAGGAAUCGAUGGCAAUCAUAAAACUGAACAAUACAACUGUCCUUUAUUUAAAAGAGGUGACAAAAUUCCUUGCUCUUGUUUGUUUUGUCAGAGAAGAAAGUUUUGAGAGAAAAGGAUUAAUAGACUACAAUUUCCAUUGUUUUCGAAAAGCCAUACAAGAAGUAUUUGAAGUAAGAAUGAAAGUAGUAAGAUCUCGAAAACAUCAAAGCCACAUGCAAAAAAAUAAAAGACCCACUCCUAAUGGGACUCCAAGAAUGCCACUGUAACUGAGGUUUUCUGGCGCUGUGGCAAGCAACGUUUUUGUGAAGUUGAUGUGACUUCGGCAUCUCAUUGCACUGAGUGAAGAGGAAGACAAAUGGGACUGAUGUAUUACAUGAAUUUUCCCUGACCGUUCAGAAAGCACUGUUUAAAUAUUUUUAUCCAAUCAGUUUUUUUCACAUAGUGAGCACUUUGAGCAAAAUGUUGUAUAUAUAAGCAUUGAGGUGAACACUUGCAAGAAUUUUCUUAAUAUAUGCUGUAAACCUUUUUCAUGCCAUAUUAAGAAAAAACAGCUGUGACAGAAAUACUGGGUACAUAAUUUGCACUUUUUCAUGUUUUCCUUGUGGAGUUGGACUUUGAUAAACUUAGUUUUUAUGGUGAUUUUGAUGCAUGGUGUCAGGUAAAAUGUAUGCUGUAGUUUAUUUACCUGCUACAAUCAAAUUGGUUAGUAAACAAUUAAGAAAACUUGGUACAAUGCCUUUUAAAAUUUGUGACAGCUGAAACCUAACAUUCAUACAGAUCUAAUUUCAUAUAUUUUUCAAUUUGUAAACUGAAGAAUAACUUUGAAGUAUUACAGCAAUAAGCACCUUACCAGGGAUCAAAACUGGUAGGUAAAUACUAGCUUUUAUAAAACAGGCUUUUGGCCAAAUUUCAUCCGGACUUCUCCAUAACACUGGUUAUGCCCUCUGUUGGGUCUGUUUUUAUUAUUUACCUCAGUAUAUACCACUAAAAUACCUUUCUAUAAAGAUAAUUGUUUUGUAAAAUGGCUCGUAUGUUGCACUGGUAUUUUUAUAAGGCUUAAGAGGAGGGUGUUGUAUCUGAAAGGUUGAAUUUAAGUUGCUAAGUUUGUUUUGAGAGCCUGCACAUCUGCAGUUGGCGCAGUGAAGAAUCUGUACGUAUUUCCACCUUGACGUUCUGAUGUACUGAUAGGAAGUCCUAAAGAUGUGAGCACUGGGUUCUGAUUCCCUCUUAUAGGGGAACAUCUGUGAUUGAAGUCAAGAAGAGACCAUUAAAAUGAGGACUGGACAAUCUACCUGCUGUAGUAAUCAGCAUACAUCACUACUUUUUAUUUUAAUAUUGAUCAUGGGCAGCCUUGCCACAGGAUCAGCCAGGACAGCAGAGCACUCUCAAAUGUAAAAAGAAGUAAAACUUACUUUCUGAGUUCUGUA
Messenger RNA from Cariama cristata (Red-legged seriema), 2232 nucleotides. It is a transcript of the gene RRAGD, whose product is annotated as Ras-related GTP binding D. The transcript has 7 exons. Gene Ontology annotation, cellular component: Gtr1-Gtr2 GTPase complex; nucleus; lysosome. Gene Ontology annotation, biological process: cellular response to amino acid stimulus; regulation of autophagy; positive regulation of TOR signaling. Bases 70 to 1071 code for a protein of 333 amino acids. Lineage: Eukaryota; Metazoa; Chordata; Aves; Cariamiformes; Cariamidae. Gene Ontology annotation, molecular function: GTPase activity; GTP binding. The record is from RefSeq and is a predicted model, not a curated record.